GAGACUCAUAGGGUUUAAGAAGGGGCAGGGUCUUUGGUGGGCGUGAAGGCGCCGCCUCUCUUGUUCCGCUGCGCCGCCUCAUCAACUCUCGAUUGGUCUCCUCUUUCGAUCACUGAUGUACACUCUCGUCCCCUAGCUCGCAGCACUCUGACCGCUGAUCGAUUUUCGUCGUAAAGCUUGGAUUUUUCAGUGUGAUGGCGCUGUCUGCAUCGUUCCAAUCCUAAGGUUCGUGCACCUUCUCCAGACCGCUAUCAUUUUGAGAGAUCGCGGCUCCAGUUCGUCGUCGGGCAGCAUAGGUAUGUGGCGCAGCAUUGCAAGAACGGGAGUCCGAUCCUCUCGUAACCUCAGAUUGCCUGGUGGUCGGUCGGAUACGCACCCUUCCGUCUCGGGAUUUCUAGGUUCCUCUCCAAAUUCAUUCCCACGCGAGGAAAGUAAGUUCUUGGAUGCGCCGCUAGCUGCUAAGCUCUUGGGCGCCGGGUGCCGACGCGAUGGAGAGUGUUUGCCGGAUUUAUGGCGUAUGAAUCCGUCAAUUUUGGGGGCAUCUGAGUUAAUUUCGAAUUCCAGGAGCUUCUCCAGCGUCGCAAAGACUGUCUCUUCUUCUGAUGUGGACGAGGCGGAGGCUGCCUUUACUGAUGCUGAUGAAGAUAUCUCGAUAAGUGGGGUGGUGCAGCCCUUGUUUCAGUUGAAGAAUAAUGACGUUAGCCGAGGCAAGGACAAGGAGGAAGGGGUUAUAUCUGAGAUUAAGCUGAAUCAUCCGAAGGAGAUAGAAGGAAUCGAUUCAGCCAAGUAUGCAGCUCUACACCAGAGACAAAUAAAGUUGGAGACUGACGCUUGGGAGGCAGCGGCAAAAGAGUACAAGGAACUCUUGAUGGAAAUGUGCAAGAAAAAGCUAGCCCCCAAUUUGCCAUACGUCAAGUCCUUGUUCUUGGACUGGUUUGAACCAUUCAGGGAUCAGAUAGCUGCAGAGCAGGAAAGGUGUAAGGGUCAAACAAAGUUACCAUAUGCUCCGUUUUUCAAUCUCCUUCCAGCAGAUAUGAUGGCAAUCAUCACCAUGCACAAGCUUAUGAGUCUUCUAAUGACGGGUCGUGGAGAUGGGAUUGUCCGUGUAGGUCCAGCUUCAUGCAAUGUUGGUGAGGCUAUUGAGCAAGAGGUUAGAAUUCACAGUUUUUUAGAGAAGACAAAAAAGAAAGAUAACAAGAAAAAGACAACUGAAGAAGAGGAGGGUGACACUGUGACAAAGGAUCAACAGUUUUUGAGGAAGAAGGUAAAAACUUUGAUAAAGAAACAGAAGCUUCGCCAAGUAGCGCAGAUUGUUAAGGGCCAAGAUGAGUCAAAGCCCUGGGGUCUGGAUAUGCAUGCCAAGGUUGGGAGCCGUUUGAUUGACCUAUUAUUGGAGACAGCUUAUUUACACUCCCCUGCUAGCCAGUCAGCAGAUGGUCUUGUAGAUAUUCGACCGGCAUUCAGACAUUGCCACAGAACUAGGACCGAUGAUCAACAAAAGCCUGGCCGCCUUUUUGGGGUUAUCGAAUGUGAUCCAUUAGUUCGGCAAGGAUUAGACAAGACGGCAACACACAUUGUUAUGCGUUACAUGCCUAUGUUGGUGCCUCCAGUUGGUUGGACAGGGUACAACAAAGGAGGACAUUUUUUUCUACCAUCUUAUGUAAUGAGAAUACAUGGGGCAAGACAACAAAGGGAGGCAAUUAAAAGGGCUCCAAGAAAGCAGAUGCAAACUAUCUUUGAGGCUCUGGACACGCUUGGUAGUACUAAAUGGAGGGUAAACAAAGGGGUACUUAGUAUUGUAGAAAGAAUAUGGUCCAAUGGAGGAUGUCUUGCUGGCUUGGUUGACCGUGAAGUUAUCCCUCUUCCUGAGAAACCUGAUACUGAAGAUGAGACUGAACUUCGGGCGUGGAAGUUGAAAAUGAGAUUUGUUAAGAAGAAAAUUAGCGAAAGACAUUCUCAAAGCUGUGAUGUGGAACUUAAACUCUCUGUAGCUAGAAAGAUGGUAGAUGAGGAGGGAUUCUAUUAUCCACACAACCUGGACUUCAGAGGGCGUGCUUAUCCAAUGCACCCCUACCUAAACCAUCUUGGUUCUGAUUUAUGCCGAGGAAUUUUAGAGUUUGCAGAGGGAAGGGCACUUGGAAAAUCUGGCUUACGUUGGUUAAAAAUUCAUUUAGCAAAUUUAUAUGGUGGUGGAGUGAAUAAGUUGUCUUAUGAUGGUCGAAUAGCAUUUACAGAAAGUCACUUGGAGGAUAUAUUUGACUCUGCGGAUAGACCACUUGAGGGUGGGCGUUGGUGGUUAGAUGCUGAAGACCCCUUCCAAUGCCUGUCAGUUUGUAUCAAUCUCGCUGAGGCAUUAAGAAGCUCUUCUCCAGAAACUACAAUUUCACACAUACCUGUACAUCAGGAUGGAUCUUGUAAUGGACUUCAACACUAUGCAGCUUUAGGAAGAGAUAAGUUUGGGGCUGCUGCGGUAAACCUAGUUGAUGGAGACAAGCCUGCAGAUGUUUACUCGGGCAUAGCUGCUGGGGUCCAAAAAAUCAUGCAACGAGAUGCACAGCAAGAUCCUGCUGAAAACCCAAAUGCUUUACUGGCCAGAGUAUUAGUUGGUCAGGUUGAUAGGAAGUUGGUGAAGCAGACUGUCAUGACGUCUGUUUAUGGUGUAACUUAUAUUGGAGCUCGAGACCAAAUAAAAAGAAGAUUAAAGGAUCGUGGUGUUUUUGCUGAUCAAAGAGAGCUAUCUAGUGCUGCUAGUUAUGCUGCCAAAACGACAUUGACUGCAUUAGGGGAGAUGUUUGAAUCUGCACGUUGUAUUAUGGGCUGGCUUGGUGAUUGUGCGAAGAUUAUUGCUACAAAAAACCAUGCAGUGAGGUGGACUAGUCCUCUUGGACUUCCUGUAGUUCAGCCAUAUCGUGCACUUGGAACACAACUUGUUAGAACAUCUCUUCAGGUAGUGUCCUUACAAAAGGAAACCGACAAGGUCAUGGUGAAACGACAAAGAACAGCAUUUCCCCCAAACUUUGUUCACUCUCUUGAUGGCUCUCACAUGAUGAUGACUGCAGUUGCCUGUAAAAGAGCAGGAUUAAGCUUUGCAGGAGUCCAUGAUUCAUUCUGGACACAUGCAUGCAAUGUCGACCAGAUGAAUACAAUUCUUCGUGAAAAGUUUGUGGAACUCUAUGAGCAGCCCAUAUUGGAAAAUCUAGUGGAAAGCUUUCAGCAAAACUUUCCGACCUUGGAAUUCCCACCUUUGCCGGAGCGGGGAGAUUUUGAUCCGAGAGAUGUUCUGAAUUCUACUUAUUUUUUCAACUAAUGUGACUGUUCCCUCCCAGCUCUUCGCCUUGAUGUUGGUUGUAAGACUCAAACAUCUGCAUCUUCGCUUGGCCAUGCAAGGAUAUUGCUUCUUCAUGCAGCAGUCUCCACAACUGAAGUUCAGGGAAAGUCGUUUCUGCAUUGAGUAUGUUUCGCCGAGGCCCAAAUUCGAUGAGAUUUAUUUAUCGAUUAAAUAAAUCAGUGCAGACGUCAGGGUAAAAGCAAUAAAAUGUUAAUCAGGGACAGGAUGAACUUCCUAUAUACGCACUGAACUAGCCUUGAGAAUGAGCAGGUAAGUUCGAGCAGUGGAAACUAUGACAAUGCCUCACAAUAAAUGCCAAGACAUUCGAGAUCACAGAGAUCUAGAUAAGCUUUUUGAGAAGUUUCUUUUUGUAAAAUUAGUUUGAAUGAGAUUUUGCUUGAGUUUUUUUUGUUGUUGUUGUUUUAUUUAUAUGUUCUUUGAUAUCAAAUAUACCUAGAAAAUUUGUAAGGAAAAUGUAGCAUAUACUUUGAAUUCUCUUCGGUUAAUGCUAUAUUGCUCUUGUUUAUUCCUUA
This is a messenger RNA of Zingiber officinale, 3861 nucleotides long. RefSeq names its product DNA-directed RNA polymerase 1B, mitochondrial-like. The coding region runs from base 299 to 3307 and encodes 1002 amino acids. Gene Ontology annotation, cellular component: mitochondrial DNA-directed RNA polymerase complex. The record is from RefSeq and is a predicted model, not a curated record. The transcript has 19 exons. Gene Ontology annotation, molecular function: DNA binding; DNA-directed RNA polymerase activity. Lineage: Eukaryota; Viridiplantae; Streptophyta; Magnoliopsida; Zingiberales; Zingiberaceae. Gene Ontology annotation, biological process: mitochondrial transcription.